AAAAAAAAAAAAAAAAUGUCUAGCAUUGCCUGUGCAUUUUCAAGCAGUGGAGUGAAUGAUUGGGGCAGACUGCAAGUCUGUUUGGCAUGCUGAUAACACUUCGGUUCACUGCAGUCAAUAAACAAGAUCGUGUAAUUUCACCCAUUUAAGAAAGGGAAGAUCUCGCUUUGACACUGCCCUUUUUCCUAAUCUUCUCCGUCUUAAGAGGGGGAAGAAAGUCCACCUCCAGUUCUCCCAGGAGAUUGAGAGCCGUCAAGUUGCUGUCUCGUGAGCUUUGUUGCAGUUUAACUUCCCCAAAUCCAGGUGACUUCCAUGGGGCUGCUCAGUGCUUCAGGCAGCCAGAAGAGACCAUUCAUCUUGAUUAAAGAAUAUUUGCAGGAGCUUCUGUCAACUCAAAACUGAAACUACCCUACUAGAGAAACAUCUGUUUUCUUCUGCACAGAUUAAAUUACUUGGAAAUGCUCCUCAUUUGACUGUGGAUCUGAAAGAUGAUGGUGCAGGCCUUGUUGAUACUACUGUGUGCAACUGUGAUGGUGUUUUGGCAAGAUGCAGUCGAUGUCCUGUUACAUGAACAACACAGCUUUUGUCUGGGAGAAAAUAGAAGAGGUCACUGUUUCAGGGGAAGUUACUGAAGAAGAUGCAGACACACUGAAAAUUUCAGAAAAGUGAGCCAUGUGCCCUUCUGAAAGCUGAAAAGUAGUCCUCUGAUAGGGACAUGAACCUCAGACAAGUCUUUGUGUCUGUACUGAUGUUUGGAGUAGCUGGUCUACUCCUCUUCAUGUAUCUGCAAGCUUGGAUUGAAGAACAACAUACAGAGUCUGGAGACAAAUUGCAACAACAGAUAAUUAAUCAGGAUUUCAUGCUCCCAUCUCUGGGAAUGCCAAGGAGAGCAGCGUGGAGUGGGAGUGCUCCUCCUGGCCUCAGCAAGCACAAUGUGACAGUCUCAGGCAGCAGGAACUGGCAGGGCAAGGCUGACCCUUUCAGUGUGGUGGCUGCAUCCUUAGUGAGCAAACUGUCUGAACAUCAGAAGAUGAGGGAGUCACCUCUCAGCCAGUUCAGAGGAAUGUAUUUACCACCUGUGCUGCACCCUUUAAACAAGACGUUAGUCAAGGAUGGCAAGUGGAAGGAUGGAGACAGCACCCAGGAAAAGCGCAGGUCCUUCUUGCAUGACUUCUGUAAGAAAUACAACAGCAGAAAGAAGCUGCAAACUCACCUCAUGCACCUGGUGUCAAGAAUUUAUGUGGAGGACAGGCAUAAGGUCCUAUACUGCGAAGUUCCGAAAGCAGGCUGCUCCAAUUGGAAAAGAGUCCUCAUGGUGCUCAAUGGACUUGCCACUUCAGCACACAACAUUUCCCAUGAUGAUGUGCACUAUGGAAAGCAUCUAAGGAAACUGGACAGUUAUGACUUAAAAGGGAUAUACACACGUUUGAACACGUACACCAAGACUAUAUUUGUACGUGAUCCUAUGGAAAGACUGGUAUCUGCCUUCAGAGAUAAGUUUGAACAUCCAAAUAGCUAUUACCAUCCAGUAUUUGGAAAGGCAAUAAUUAAGAAGUAUAGACAUAAUGCAAGUGAAGAGGCAUUGAGAACAGGAUCGGGAGUUAAGUUCAAGGAGUUCAUCCAUUAUUUGUUAGAUUCCCAUCGCCCAGUAGGAAUGGACAUUCAUUGGGAGCAAGUCAGUAAGCUCUGUUAUCCCUGCCUCAUCAACUAUGAUUUUAUAGGAAAGUUUGAAACUUUGGAAGAAGAUGCCAAUUACUUUUUGCAGCUGGUAGGUGCUCCAGCCGAGCUGAAGUUUCCUAAUUUCAAAGACAGACAUUCCUCUGAUGAGAGAACAAAUGCAGAAGUAGUGAAGCAGUACUUCAAGGAAUUGUCUAAGGAGGAGAGACAGCUGACCUACGACUUCUAUUAUUUGGAUUACUUAAUGUUCAAUUAUACAUCACCGAUUGUAUAGCAUCAGAAUAGCUUCAGGCUUCUAUUAGAUAUUUAUCAUUUUGGGACUCAAAACAGCUACUUUGGUGUUAGAUCUGAAAGGAAACAAUGUUACUGCUAAGUGGAGUGGACUUAGUGGAAAUCUCUUAGUGGAAAUCUCUUAGUGGAUUUUACAAGCUAGAGUGACAUCAAUUGACAUUAAAUUAUAGGAGAAUGCACCAAAAAAAAAAA
Messenger RNA from Cuculus canorus (common cuckoo), 2160 nucleotides. It is a transcript of the gene CHST9, whose product is annotated as carbohydrate sulfotransferase 9. NCBI's taxonomy places the organism in Eukaryota, Metazoa, Chordata, Aves, Cuculiformes, Cuculidae. Gene Ontology annotation, biological process: carbohydrate biosynthetic process; proteoglycan biosynthetic process. The coding region runs from base 716 to 1951 and encodes 411 amino acids. The record is from RefSeq and is a predicted model, not a curated record. Gene Ontology annotation, molecular function: sulfotransferase activity. The transcript has 7 exons. Gene Ontology annotation, cellular component: membrane.